CAGACCCAUAUACUUGUAUCUUCUUUGCACUUGAUAAUACAACAAAUUUUUUGGUCAAUAAUACUCAUAUAACACAAUUGAAAUAGAAAUAUUCACACAAUACAUUUGGAAUUUAAUAAUUUCUUUCUUCUUAAGAGUGCAACACAAGGACUUUUACCUUUGAAUUUCUAAUAUGAUCUCUAAUCUUAAAUCUUAAAAUAUAUUAAAGAGGAUUAAGAUUAGGACCCUCUCCACGUCAGCCUCAAAAGCCUUACCGCGAUUUUCGGUAAUCUAAGUGUUUUUUUUUUGUUUUUUUUAUCAUUCGCUUUUGCCUCUCUGUCAAUUUUUUUUUGUUCAGACUAAAUGCUUAUGUUUCUUACCCCUUUAAACCGUCCCCUAGACUCCUCAUUGUACAGGUUUUUCUCUUUUUUCUUUUUGAUCAAUUUAUUUUGGAUGGAGAUAUGGGAGGAAAGAGAUGACGAAGUAAAUUAUAAUGAUUUAUGAUGAUUACUUAUCCCCAAUAAUAAUAAUGCAAGUCAUCUAAAUAAUAAUCAUAAUAUUUUUUAAUAUUUUUAAUCGAAAAUAUGUUUUAAAAUAUUAAUGGUAAAUUAAUCAAGAGGUCAUUUGGAGAAUGAAAUCCGAAGUAUAGAUUCAUAGAAUUUAGAGAUUUAACGAAUAUGGUUUCUUUCUCCAUUUUAUACGUGCAUUGUAGGUUUAGAGAUUACAAAUUCUAAAAUCUCGAUAUAUCAUAAAUAGAGAUAUUUUGUAUCUAUAUUUGUUUCACUCACUAACAUUUGUUAAAUAAUCCUUACUAUUUGGGUGGAGGAUUGGCCAUCAAUUCAUGUACGAUUCUUCCUUAUAGAUUGAUCGAGCUUCCCACCACAAGACGACACUAUAUGCCCACCAAACUUCCCCCGAAGAACUUCAUCAAGAUAGACGGACCUUCUGGUGCCUCUAUACCUUUAUUUUUGUGAUGGAAACUAACUGUGUGGUUUUAAAAAAAUUAUUGCUUUUAUAUUACACAUAUACACAUAAAUUAAAAAAUCACCUACCCAAAGGGCAGGGUUAAUGCUAGUACAUUAUUAAUGCUAAUAUGAUGGGGGAUUGGAUAGCGUGACAACCCCCUAAAGGGGUUGUCAAUCUCGCUUCCCCCUUCCCAGCCACCCAUCUCCCUUCCUCACGAUCUGGCGGUCGAUAAUUAUCAAGGGCAAAAUGGAUAGGUGCUCCACUGGAUCCGUUCCCCCACUCCUCCUAUGGUGUCACGCGAAAUUCAGUUUUGAAAGGGGAAAGAUUUUCGGAGGCUAAUCCGCCACUUUCCUCGCAAAAAAACCGUUCGCCUGGCCAGCCUCCAUCAGCUCCCAUAACCCAAAAAGAAAACCCUUGCAUCGUCGCCGAUAAACAUUGUCGUCGGUUUCCUUUCCCCUGCAUCAUCUCGCUCAUUUCCCCACUGGGUUCGAAGACUUGGUCGUUGAGAGUAAAGGUAAUUCGGGUCUAUUUCCUCCAUUCCUUUCUUCUUGAUUCUGGUCGUUUAAAAUUUUGCUCAAUUGAAGUUCUAUUGACUAGCUUGAACUGGUCGUUUUCCAGCAGCCUUCCCUCCUCUUCGAUCGUCCUUUCCCAGCGGCCAACCGUGAUUUAAUCCAAAUCAUAACAAUUCAUUUUCUACGUUCUUUCAUUGCAUCGCCGGACAUCCUUCCUCCGUCGACACUUUAUACGGCGGUUGAAAACAUACCAGGUGAGGUUUCUUUAUACCAGCCAUUCCUUUCUUUAGUAGCUUCUGUGUUGUUUGAAUAAUGCAGUGGUACUUUGAAUUGGUGUGGUAGUGGUAUUGGUACCAGUUCUAGUAGUAGUGGUAGAAUGUUUUGUAGUGGUACAUGUACUACUAGUGAUACGUGUAUCAGUAACACUAGUGGUACUUGUACCAGUACCACUAGGGAUUAGUGUACCGGUAACACUAAUGAUAAAUGUACAAGUACAACUAGUGAUACGUGUACCACUAGUGAUACUUGUACCACUAACACUAGUUGUACACGUAUCAUAGGCAUUCCUGAUACUAUCUUUUUUGAAUGUUUCAUAGGGUUGGUAUUGUAAGUUUUAAUAAAUAUGUCUAACAAUGUAGUUUUGUUAUCUGUGUACCUGGAAUGGCGAGAACAAAGACUCCAUGCUAUGUGUCGAUGACAAAAGAGCAACUGGCAAAAAAAGAACCUGCUGUAAAACAUCCUGCAACCUAUGAAUCUCGGCAAGUAGUCAUCCGUGAAAGGGAUUCAUCUGACUCUGAUUCAGGUCCUAGUAAGAAACGGCCACGAGAUGAGUUAAUGAAGUGUCCCUGCUAGAAGAAGAAGAAACCGAAAGUAGGAACAAGCGCAAGCAGUUCGGGAAGCAGUAGUUCUUUUUCAGAGUGCGUGGAGUAUGCUAUUGGUUUAUAUACGUUUUGGAGUAUGAACAAAGUUUGAGCAUUUGUUGGCUUUUAGCUCUCUUGUGAAGCAUUUGUUGAGCAUUUUUUAAUGUGAACCAUUUUUGUUGAAGAAAACCCCUAAUGUUGGUGAAUCACUUAAUAUGGUUUUGUAUUUUUGUUACAACAGUACUUUUCUUGCUUUUCUAAUUACACAUGGACUAAUAGUGGUACAUGUACGAGUAAUUAGUACUGCUAAGUACCACUAGUACGUGUAAUAGUAACUAGUAUUGGUAAGUACCAGAAAUGACUAGUGGUAUCAGCACCAGAAACUAGUAGUACUAGUACUAUACUUAAUAUUUCCAUUACCAGUAAUUACUAGUGGUAUCUGUACCAGUAACUAGUGGUUGUACUUAUAUCAUUAAUAGUUACUGGUACGUGUACCUUCACAAGAGAACACUUUAAAAUGGUUAUCUAAUGUUAGACAACAAAAUCUCAUCCGAAUAACGUAAUAUCUUCCACAAGGGACAUGUUUGAUUGUAUCAUGAACCAAAUUUGAAUUGAAACAUCUAAAGAGAUAAAUGAAAAACAAUGUUUAGGUUUUGCUUUUUCCCUUCUUUUUGUUCGCGACCUUUUCUGCAUUUUUCGGGUCAAGCCUGCUGCCUUUUAUGUACCCUUGUUUGUUCAUGACCUUUGGAGACUCUGAGUCCACGACCUCUUCUGCAUUUUUCGGGUCAAGCCUGCUGCUUUUUGUACCCUUGUUUGGUGCACGAACCUCCAAACUAGAAAACGAAUGGUUCGGGGAAGUAUGACCUUUUCUUCUUUACUUCCUCCAACGACUCUAGACGAGAAACCUCUUCCAUGACCAAAACUCUUGUAGAAACGUGUAAAUUCAUCCUGGUUCUGGAAACACAAGUGAUUCCCGUUCAACUGUCUCAUGGAAUGAUGGCUGAUACCAAACCUGUAUUUAAAGAACAAAUGCAUUAGCAAAACGAACUAUUUAACAUUUUACCGGUAUCCCGAUACCACUAGGGAAGUACCACUAACUACGACUAAAUGACUACCACUAAGGGAGUACCACAAGAUGACCACGUGUCUACCACUAAGUGAGUACCACUAGGUGACUACCACUAGGAGCCUACCACUACAAUAAUACUACUAGCUACUUGAACCAUAACUACAGGUACAUUUUUUCCAAAACAAUAUUUAUACCACUAGUAAAAUGGUGCAAAUGCAACAGAAUUCGUACCAGACGGAGCAAUGAUUACUAACAACAUGAUUUUGAUAUCGAUACCAUUGUCUUGGUACCAGUAACAUUAAUUUCGUACCAGUACAACUAAAAUGGUACCAAUAAAGGGGUUAUGUAGUUAAAAUAACUAGGGGGAAUGUACUAAAUUUUCACACUCAAAACCAACCCAAUUGUGCCAAUGUAGGCAACAGUAUUUUGUCUUAGAUCAAAUUAAAGACAACAGAUACCCAAAAAAAUUGUUCAUACUUGGAAACCUACACGAAGCAAUGAUUCUACUACUGCUGUAACACCUGUGUAUAUCCACGGUGAGUGCCUCGUGUAUAUCAGUAGCUUUAGCAAACAAACUUACUCGUACGAGUACCAUUGCUAGUAAUUACUGCCUACUGGUUCAUGUGCCACUGCUAGUGACUGGUACAUAUACUAGUAACUAAUAAUGGUACAAAUACCGCUCCUAGUUAUUGGUACAAGUACCACUAUAUACUAGUAACUAGUAAAGAUACAAGUACCGCUCCUAGUUACUGGUAUAAGUACCACUACUAGUUACUUGUCCAUGUACCACUACUAGUUUCUUGCACAUGUGCCACCAUUAGUUACUUGUAUAUGUACCACUAAUAAUUACUGCUACAUAUACCAGUACUAGUAGUUGUACAAGCACGACUGCUAGUCACAUAAUACUUAUGGGGAAAACUAGUGUUGGAUGUAAUGAGAAAAUGCCAAUGGAACACAAAACCAAAUGUACUACUGCAAACUGCCAUUACUUUGUCCAAUAUAAUUGGUUUACAUUAAAAAAGAAAUAGACAAUUAUCAUACGCCUCAAGCUUUGUUCAUACUCCAAAACGUACAUAACCAAUUAUCAUAUUCCUUAAGCUUCUUCAGUAUAGCCUUCCUCUCUUUCGAAAUGCUAGAUUCCAGAAUUUCAAUGUUUGAAUUCUGGCUGCACUUCUCCCAAAUUGGCUUGAACUUGCAUCUACUUCUUGCUUCUUCUUCUUCUUCUUCUUCUUCUUCUUCUCAUAGGGACUCUCCGUUAGCACCUCAUGUGGCCGUCUUUAAUAGGGCCUGGACUAGAAUAUGAUGACUCUCCUUCACAGAUGAUAACCUGCCGAGAUUCAUAGCUAGUAGGUUUUUUUGUUGCAAGUUGUUUUUUUGGUUGUCAAUGUGUAGUUCUCGCCAUUCCUAAUACAAAAAAAAAACUACAUUGUUAUACAAAUUUAAUUAAAACUUACUAUGCUACCACUAGAAACCAUUCAACAGUGCCACAAAAACUACCACUAAGGACUAAUACCAACUUCAACUACCACUACUAGUAACAACAACUUCGACUACCACUAGUCCACUACCAAUAACAAUUAAUUAUUUUAAACCCACUACUGCCAGACCAAAAUUCACUGGUACACAAAUAUUAGUGCUACCACUACAACUGGAAAAAGUGAGUGGUACCCUCCUAGUAAACUACCACUACUGCUAGUACCAGUGCUACCAUUCAAUUAAACUACCACUACCAUGCUACAAUUAAAAUGAGUACAAUUGCCACCACUACCACUAAAACUGCUACCAAUAGUGUUGCCUCUGUAGUGAUAGCAACGCUACCAAUUCAAAGUACCACUCGAUUAUACAAAAACCAAAUCAAACAAGCCACACAAGAAAGAAAGGAUUGCAUGAUUAUACCUCGCCUGUGAUGGUUUGCACGACAGCAAGAAGGGACGAUGGCGGUGACGGUUGCUGGGUUUUUUGGGAGACGAUGGAGGGGGAAAUGAUUUUAGGGCAGACAAACACCAAGACUUUGCACUCAACACGAGACCGGGUGAGACGAUGGCAGGAAACGCCGAGAAAAUUGAUCGGAGAUGGUGGAAGGGAAGGUUUUUGGGAGAAGACGGAGGAAAAUGGUUUGGGGGAGACGAAUCGUUCUGCGGGGAGGGUGGCUGAUUUCUCUCCCCCACCAAAUUCUUUCCCUUUUCAAAACCCGGCUGACGUCAACAAUUAGUGGGCAGACGAAUCCAGUGUGGGCACUAUCUUUUUUUCCUUGGCCAUCAUCAACCGUCACAUGGUGAGGAAGAGGGAUGGACGGCUACUAAAGGGGAAGCGAAAUUGACAACCCCAAGGGGGUUGUCACGGUAUCUAGUCCCGGCAUUAUGGCAAUCAAAUUUUUUAUACCAAAUUAACGCUGUUCAAGAAU
Linum trigynum is the source of this 5790-nucleotide messenger RNA. NCBI's taxonomy places the organism in Eukaryota, Viridiplantae, Streptophyta, Magnoliopsida, Malpighiales, Linaceae. The record is from the annotation of a GenBank genome assembly.